This is a messenger RNA of Cannabis sativa, 462 nucleotides long. RefSeq names its product MFP1 attachment factor 1-like. The transcript has a single exon. Bases 1 to 462 code for a protein of 153 amino acids. NCBI's taxonomy places the organism in Eukaryota, Viridiplantae, Streptophyta, Magnoliopsida, Rosales, Cannabaceae. The record is from RefSeq and is a predicted model, not a curated record. Gene Ontology annotation, biological process: mitotic cell cycle; lateral root development.
AUGGCAGACGAAGAGACCUCCGCCAUAACCCCUCCGUCUUCAAACACAGUCUCAGAUCAAGACUCAACAAUGGAGGCUCCGGCGAAUGAGUCCCUAGAAUCGACCACCACAAUGAAGCCGAGCAGCCAAGCCACAUUCAGUAUAUGGCCACCGAGCCAGCGCACUCGAGACGCCGUGGUGAACCGUCUCAUUGAGACCCUUUCCACCCCUUCCGUUCUCUCUAAUCGCUACGGUACCACUCCUCCCGAAGAAUCCUCCUACACCGCCGCUAGCUCCGCUUCUGCCUCCGAGGAUGAUGGCAUUCAGAUUCUCCAGGUUUACUCCAAGGAGGUCAGUAAGCGAAUGCUUGAUGUCGUCAAAGCUAGGGCUGCCGCCUCCUCCUCCUCUGCUGAUGGUGCUUCACAGCCCGAAACUGGGGGUUCCGUUGAUUCGAAUGUUGAGAAUAACGAGGCAUCUUCUUGA